Messenger RNA from Loxodonta africana (African savanna elephant), 2581 nucleotides. RefSeq names its product coenzyme Q8A (gene COQ8A). The coding region runs from base 120 to 2060 and encodes 646 amino acids. The transcript has 15 exons. Lineage: Eukaryota; Metazoa; Chordata; Mammalia; Proboscidea; Elephantidae. Gene Ontology annotation, biological process: ubiquinone biosynthetic process. The record is from RefSeq and is a predicted model, not a curated record.
GCGCGGGCGAGUUGGUAAACAGAUCCGGAGCGCGUGCUGGGCCUCAGCGCUGCGGUGAGCGCGCGGGCGCUGCGCGAAGGUGACCGCGGAUCCCAGGCUCCAGCAGCCAGCCCUGAAGGAUGGCUGCCGUGCUGGGGGACGCCAUCAUGUUGAUCAAAGGCCUUGCCAAGCUGACCCAGGCGGCCCUGGAGACACACCUGCAGUACUUGGGCCUCGGUGGGGAGCUUCUCAUGGCAGCCAGGGCCCUGCAGUCCACAGCUGCGGAGCAGUUCGGCGUGGUGUUUGCGAGCAUGCCGGGUCAGGAGAAACACGAAGAGCCUUACACCGAGAGCUUUGAUGACCUGGAGGCAGAGCUCCACUUCCCGGGGCCACAGGCAGUAGGAGAUGCUGCACAUUUCUCUGCAGCCUCUGACCCGCCGUCCUCGCCACCCCUGGACCAGACCCGCAGUGAGGGCCCAGCUCCUGCCUACGCAGCCAGUGGACCUUUCAGGGAAGCCAGGCGCCCGGGCUGGGCCACCUCCCCUCUGGGAAUGGUGAACGGGAAGCUCUUUGUAGACUGCCGAGACCCAUACUCUAUCACGGGCGUGCAGCGAAGGUUCUUCCACCAGGACCAGUCCCCCAUGGGGGGCCUCACGGCAGAGGACAUCGAGAAGGCCCGGCAGGCCAAGGCGCGCCCGGAGGGCAAGCCCCACAAGCAGACGCUCAGUGAGAGAGCUCGGGAGCGGAAGGUACCAGUUACGCGGAUUGGUCGGCUGGCCAACUUUGGAGGUCUGGCUGUGGGUCUGGGCUUUGGGGCGCUGGCUGAAGUUGCCAAGAAGAGCCUUCGCCCUGACGACCCCACAGGGAAGAAGGCUGUGUUGGACUCCAGCCCCUUCCUGUCAGAGGCCAACGCCGAGCGCAUCGUGAGCACGCUGUGUAAGGUGCGCGGGGCUGCGCUCAAGCUGGGUCAGAUGCUGAGCAUCCAGGAUGACGCUUUCAUCAACCCCCAUCUGGCCAAGAUCUUCGAGCGUGUGAGGCAGAGUGCCGACUUCAUGCCAUUGAAGCAGAUGAUGAAAACCCUCAACAGUGACCUGGGCCCCAACUGGCGGGACAAGCUGGAGUACUUUGAGGAGCGGCCCUUCGCAGCCGCCUCUAUCGGGCAGGUGCACCUGGCACGCAUGAAGGGAGGCCGUGAGGUGGCCAUGAAGAUCCAGUACCCCGGCGUGGCCCAGAGCAUCAACAGUGACGUCAACAACCUCAUGGCCGUGCUGAACAUGAGCAACAUGCUUCCAGAAGGCCUGUUCCCUGAGCACCUGAUUGAUGUGCUGCGGCGGGAGCUGGCCCUCGAGUGUGACUACCAGAGAGAGGCUGCCUGCGCCAGGAAGUUCAGAGAGCUACUGAAGGACCACCCCUUCUUCUACGUGCCCGAGAUCGUGGACGAGCUGUGCAGCCCCCACGUGCUGACCACUGAGCUGGUGUCUGGCUUCCCUCUGGACCAGGCUGAGGAGCUGAGCCAGGAAAUUCGCAAUGAGAUUUGCUACAACAUCCUGGUUCUGUGCCUGCGCGAGCUGUUUGAGUUCCACUUCAUGCAGACAGACCCCAACUGGUCCAACUUCUUCUAUGACCCUCAGCAGCACAAGGUGGCCCUUCUGGACUUUGGGGCAACUAGGGAAUUUGACAGGUCCUUUACCGACCUUUACAUCCAGAUCAUCAGGGCUGCUGCUGACAGGGACCGGGAGGCCGUGCUGAAGAAGUCCAUAGAAAUGAAGUUCCUCACCGGCUAUGAGGUCAAGGCCAUGGAAGAUGCCCACUUGGAUGCCAUCCUCAUCCUGGGGGAGGCCUUUGCCUCGGAGGAGCCCUUUGAUUUUGGCACCCAAAGCACUACCGAGAAGGUCCACAGCCUGAUUCCUAUCAUGCUGAAGCAUCGCCUUGUCCCCCCGCCCGAGGAGACUUACUCCUUGCACAGGAAGAUGGGGGGCUCUUUCCUCAUCUGCUCCAAGCUGAAGGCCCGGUUCCCCUGUAAAGCCAUGUUUGAGGAGGCCUACAGCAACUACUGCAAGAGGCAGGCUGCGCAGCAGUAGCCCCGGGGCCCCCACCUGGCCCCUGGUCACCGUCCAAGCCUGUUCCCGCAGCGGCACGCUCCAUAUGUCACACAGGCGAAGCCGUAGUAGGAAGAUGGCAGUGUUGACGCGCCUUGAAACUGCUUUGCCCAAUAAGGGGGAAGGGAGGCUGCCGGGAGCCCCCCGUGGCCACUACUUCCACACGGUUUUUACUGCUCAAAGGGUGUAGCUUGAGAAGCCUAAGAACGAGAAUGAAACCCCAACUUCUCUUCGUGGAAAUACAGGUAGUCCCCGGAUUAUGAACGUCGACUGUACCUCUAAAAAAAAAAAAAAAAAAAAACUCUAGAUAAAGAUAAAAAGGCAAUUUUCUUUUCUUUUUCUGACAGGGGUUUUUCUAAUGUGAAUGUUAACCAGGAGAUGAGAGUACCCCCCUCUAACCCCCCACCAAAAAAAAAGAAGCCUUUUGGAUAACCUUGACUGUGUAGCGUCAGGUUUGUGUGUAAAUGUGUUUCUAGAAUGAAAUUUGUGUUUUCUGCCCUUUU